Dacryopinax primogenitus is the source of this 873-nucleotide messenger RNA. RefSeq lists its product as uncharacterized. The coding region runs from base 1 to 873 and encodes 290 amino acids. The record is from RefSeq and is a predicted model, not a curated record. NCBI's taxonomy places the organism in Eukaryota, Fungi, Basidiomycota, Dacrymycetes, Dacrymycetales, Dacrymycetaceae. The transcript is spliced from 3 exons.
AUGACCUCGUAUGAUUCUUCUUCAUCGCUAAGUGUAUCACCUACAGCUUUCAGUGUUCUCUCGGCAACGACUACGACCGCUACUAUCCUUCCGAACGUUCCCCAUGGAUUUGUCCGAUUCAAGAACAAUAUCAAGGAAAUGGAGCAGCUAUCGUUAGAAGAACUGAAGUCAAGACUAGCGACCACAGAAGCAACCCUAACUACAGCUCACUUCUCCCCGCAUGUGAUGCAGAAGAUGUUCGAGAAAGCCGAGUCACUUCGACUGCGCAUUUCCGAACUUGAAGCAAACACUCUCGGCGACACGUUCCGUUCAGCACACAUCACCAGUCCCUCAUCAUCGCCACCGGCCUUCGAUCCCACAGCACGAGUCAUCAUGCGCACCCGAGCGAUGGCAGUCGCACGGCCCAUCAUCUCUCGCGGUGGUACACAAGGCAUCACAUUCGCCGAGUCGAAGCCACUUGAGACCAUGGCAUGGGAAGUUCAGAAAGAAUAUGAAAAAAUUGUCGAAGAAGAUCGGGAGCGGAGACGUCUGCAGAUGGAGGAGCAAGGUGUCACUGAGGAGACCGUGAAGUUCCGGAAGAUGGAAGCGGAUGGCACUAUAGGAAGACCAGCUGUUAGAGAGCAGACCCAAGAAGACAAGAUGUGGGCGUUCAUGAACUACAAAGGAGUCCAGGAGGAACUUGUGGAUGAAGAAUAUGACGAGCCUUUGUUUCAGUUCGACGAUGACGACGACGACUGGCCGGAGAAUGUUACUUCUGGUGGAUUGGAAAGUAUUCGAUCUGCCGCCAUCCUACCGGGCUCCGAAGAAUACUAUCCACCUGACCCCUCUGGGUAUCAGUAUGGAAACGAUACUGUCAAGUGGCUUUCGACGUAG